Molecule: messenger RNA, 4194 nt
Organism: Suricata suricatta (meerkat)
Lineage: Eukaryota; Metazoa; Chordata; Mammalia; Carnivora; Herpestidae
Gene: CTTNBP2NL
Product: CTTNBP2 N-terminal like
Exons: 7
Coding region: 192-1814 (540 amino acids)
Source: RefSeq, a predicted model, not a curated record
GUGGAUGGGAGCCGGUGGUGGAGGCGGCGGGGAGCGGAGCCCGGAGCGCCGGGGAAAGCAUUGGACACUUUUCCACCAUGCUGAUGGCAUUUUAAAUAUAUUUGUCAAUUUUCCCAAAUUUUAACUGAAGACCACCUUGAGCAUUUAUACUUGAGGACUAAAGUGUGACCGCCAAUUAUCAGGUUUUCAGGAUGAAUCUAGAAAAACUCAGCAAGCCUGAACUCCUAACACUAUUCAGUAUUCUUGAAGGAGAGCUUGAAGCGAGGGACCUUGUGAUAGAGGCUUUAAAGGCCCAGCACAGAGAUACCUUCAUUGAAGAGCGCUAUGGAAAAUACAACAUCAGCGAUCCUUUAAUGGCUCUGCAGAGAGACUUUGAAACACUGAAGGAGAAAAAUGAUGGCGAGAAGCAGCCAGUUUGCACGAACCCACUGUCUGUUCUGAAGGCGGUGAUCAAACAGUGCAAGGCCAUGCAGGAGCACAUGCUGUCACAGCUGGCCGCAGCUGAGAGCAGGCACCGGAAAGUGAUCCUAGACCUUGAAGAAGAAAGGCAGAGGCACGCACAGGACACAGCAGAAGGAGAUGAUGUCACCUACAUGCUGGAGAAGGAGAGAGAGCGGCUGACCCAGCAGCUGGAGUUUGAGAAGUCCCAAGUGAAGAAGUUUGAGAAGGAGCAGAAGAGGCUGUCCAGUCAGCUGGAGGAGGAGCGCUCCCGCCACAAGCAGCUCUCAUCCGUGCUGGUGCUCGAGUGCAAGAAGGCCACGAGCAAGGCGGCCGAGGAGGGGCAGCGGGCGGGCGAGCUGAGCCGGAAGCUGGAGAAGGAGAAGGGCCGCGUGUGCCAGCUGGAGGAGGAGCUGGCGGCCGAGCGCAGACGGGGCCUGCAGACCGAGGCCCGGGUGGAGAAGCAGCUGUCCGAGUUCGACAUCGAAAGGGAGCAGCUGAGGGCCAAACUGAACCGGGAAGAGAACCGGACCAGGACUCUGAAGGAAGAGAUGGAAAGUCUGAAGAAGAUCGUGAAGGAUCUGGAGGCUUCCCACCAGCAUGGUUGCCCUACCGAGCAGUCCAAGAAACCCGUAACCGUGUCGCAGGGCACGGCGACGGAGCCGCCCGUGCUGGUGUCUGUAUUCUGCCAAACAGAAGGUUUCCAGGCGGAACGAACCCACGGGAGCAACGCGGCCAAGGUGCCCACCGCUGGGCCGCCUGCCCCCACCACUCCCACUUACUCUUAUGCAAAAACCAAUGGCCAUUUUGAGCCAGAGAUUCAAACUGCCAAGGAGACGGUUCCGGGCAGCGUCGUGGAACCCCAAGUGCCUGCACGAGAGAGAUCUGUGGGGCUGGGCCAAGAGAGAGCAGUGGAGAACGGCGGGUGCGCUGUGGGACUCGAGACUCCUGUCCCGGCACCUGGUCACCUGCCGUCUGGCGGGGGCUCGCUCUCUCCCAGCAGCACCGCCUCCUCCUCUCUCACAUCCUCUCCUUGCUCCUCCCCAGUGCUAACGAAGCGCCUAUUGGGGUCCUCGGCCAGCAGCCCCGGCUACCAGUCAUCCUACCAAGUAGGGAUCAACCAGCGGUUCCACGCAGCUAGACACAAAUUCCAGUCCCAGGCAGAUCAGGACCAGCAGGCCAGCGGCCUGCAGAGCCCUCCAUCCAGGGACCUGUCACCCACGCUCCUAGACAACUCUGCCGCCAAGCAGCUGGCCCGCAACACGGUCACUCAGAAACCGAGUCGUUUGGAUUUGUAUGACUCACACCUUCGUACUAACGCUGGAAGGGCACCUCAAAGACAUCUCCAGCUCAGCAGAAUCGCCGUCCUGUUAUGAUGGAGAAAGCUAAUUGAGAACCAGGUGACGAUUUGCUAUUUUGGGACUAGAAUCACUCAACAUUCAUUUUGAAUUAUGCAGAAAGUGGUUCGUGCCGAUUUUCAUUCCAGAUGAACGUGUUUAAAAAGUGCCUGAAAUAAGACUGCCACAUGAAUGUGAUUCUGCAGCGAAAACACAAAAAUGAACCAUCUAAUUGCAGAAAAUGAGAUCCUCCGUGAAUCCUGAAUGUUAGAAACCAACCCUGCUUUCGAUCCUCUUUUUACUGUUUUUAACGUAAGCUCUGUGUCCAGAACCAAGGCUGCGUCGGUAGGACAGGAGUCCUGAAGGUGGGUGCGGACUGCCCACAACGCUAAGCCUUUUAGAGCCCUUGCGAAACCCUCCCAAGCAGUAAGCAGCUGGGGUACUGAUUUCCUUGCACUUCUGAGAAAUCAGGUCACUCCCAGCUUCCUGCAUAAAUUCUUGACUAGAAUGAAAUUGCAUCUCCUUUCAAAAAAAUGUCUCCAGGCAUCUACUGUUGUGUAAGGAACUUCUGAUUCCGACCGCUAUUACUUGAAUAGGAAAUGGCGACUCAUUCUGUAUAAAAGUUUUGCAACAGAAUGAGAUCCUUAUUCUGUAAUCAAAAAGCAAUAACUUAAAAUUCACUCUCUUGGUAAUAUUAUAAGGCAGACUUAUACAGGUUUUACCAAGUGUACACUUCUCCGAGCUGCCAGCACUUGGUGUCUGUAUCUGUGGAACCAAAUUAACUUUUCCCUAAAUGGAAUAUAUCUGUAUAGAUGCACACCCCUUUACGUGUUUAACAUACACACACUUACACACAUAAAUAUUAGUGUGAUUAUAUCUUUGGAGUUUGCAAUAUAGCAUAAAGGACGAGUAGACAUGCACAUUAAGAUUACCUGUCACCGCAACUAGAUGGGGCUGGGACCCAGUCAGUCAAAGGAGGAAUCUUGUCCCCGGGGACAUGGGGCAGUUCCAGAUGAAGUCAGGUCUUCAGCAUCCCGAAAAGCCAGAGCCAAACUCCCCCCAGCGUCACAAAACUCCACUGGCCAUAUGCAUGAGUGAAACAGGUCUCGACCAAGCGCUGUAAGACAGCUAGGAGAGGGGAAGCUGCAGCAAACAUAAGUCCAGACCCCUGUGGAAGGAAAGGGCCUCCCUGUUCAGCUCCAGGAGCUGCUUGCUGCCAUGUGAUAGGCUAGCCCGGGGUUACCAGCUCAAGUUUUCAGGAAGGCCAGAUUUUUGUAGAAACAUUGUCAUUUUUAAAUAUCAAGACAGCUUCAAAAACAAUUUUAAACUGCUGGUUAAACACUGGUGCAGCUGGGUUUAGCUCAGAAGCUGCGAAGUUGCAACCAUGUUCGUUCUAGAAACUUCCGUCAUUUCGAUCAUUGUGAGUUUGUGAGGACAGACCCCUCCACUCUUCAACUUGUAGGCUAGUUCAGCUGACAGAGGCCAUAGAAUAUAAUGAGGAUCCUUGUCUUCCAAACAAGACUUUGCAACCCAGCUCAGACAAGGUGCUCUGUGACUGUGGCCAGAGGGAUGGACAGGCCUUGGUGUCCUCAUGUCAUUCUCCCCAGCCAACGUCUACCCAGCAGCCCUAGCCUGCUAUAAUUUAAAUCUCCUUCCUCCCAAUCCAAGGUGAAUUGAUGGGGGACAGACAGGUGAUGGAAAUCAAUGCAUAAAUCACAAUUGGUUUCUCCAGGGCUUACAGUUUGAUUAAGGCCAACACAGCAAAAAUUAAAACACUACUAGUGGCCCAGGGCAUCUACCAGUGAUGAAGAAACCGCCCACUGCAAUCAUGCAUUAAAUUUUAUUCCCACGCAUAGCCAAACGAGGUGUUGAUGAUAACAUAGCUGAACUUUCAAAACAGGAGAGGGGGCUAUAACCCCGGAGUUAUUACCUCUCUUGCUUGAAAUGGUAAUCUUAAAAGUCGCUUUGUACUCUUCCUUUGUUUUGGCAUAGAUAUAUAUAUAGAGAGAGAAAUACUAUAAGGAGGUUUAUUUCUUAGGAAGUGCACUGAAUAAUGUAUUUCUUUUACAGUGUAAUUCGGGGGUGGGGAAAUGCAAAAGAAAUGUGUAUUUUUGCUAGUUGCCUCUCUUCUAAGAUAAAUAAGCACAAUAUUGCAAUGGAUCCAAUAAUCCAGUUAGGUAUUCUAGAUUAGUAUUUAAGUUCGCUGUAGAUUGUGUGUGUGCUAAGUAAAAGUUCCAUGAUUCAUGAUUUCAGUAUUAACCCAUGUUGUGAAAGCUGUGUUACUAGUCAACAGAUUAUAAUGGAUGUGCAACACAUAACACGAGCAUUGACUAAACCGUCGUGUGUAAAGCCAAAUGUACCAUGCAGAAGUCUUCAUCCAUUUUUAUAGCAGAGCCCAUUAAAACAAGUUAAAUCAUUC